Hordeum vulgare subsp. vulgare (domesticated barley) is the source of this 788-nucleotide messenger RNA. Its product is annotated as defensin-like protein CAL1. Gene Ontology annotation, biological process: defense response. Bases 276 to 524 code for a protein of 82 amino acids. The record is from RefSeq and is a predicted model, not a curated record. NCBI's taxonomy places the organism in Eukaryota, Viridiplantae, Streptophyta, Magnoliopsida, Poales, Poaceae. The transcript has 2 exons.
CUCCGCUCCAUAUAGUGCAUGUGCUCCUGUCCUGUGUGCAUGCACUACGUACAGGGUGAGCAGUAGUAAUCAAAUCCAAAAGAAGGAUUUCUUAAUCCCACGACUUAAACAACCAACCCUAAUCCGCCGCCCGCCUAUCCUAUAUAAACCCUGCCAGCCCAGCCCAUUCUAUGCUUCUCACUCACCGGUGUCCUACGAGCAGCUAGCUAGCACAGUCCCCUACCACCACCACCACCAGCCCACUCUAUCAGCCUCGGGUGAAGCCGAGCAGAUCCAUGGCGCAGUCUCGUCGCAUGGCCGGGUCCGCCCUCCUGCUGCUGCUCCUCCUCGUCGCCACAGAGAUGGGGGCGACGACGGUGAAGGUGGCGGAGGCGCGGGACUGCCUGUCGCAGAGCCACAAGUUCAAGGGCACGUGCCUCAGCAGCAGCAACUGCGCCGCCGUCUGCCGCACCGAGAACUUCCCCGACGGCCAGUGCCACACCCAGAACCUCGCCCGCAAGUGCUUCUGCAAGAGGGUCUGCUAGAUCUGUUGCUGCUGUUGGUCAGUGCCGUUCGCUAGAUCUGUUCGUCAGUAGCUGCCUGCAGUUCGUGUGACUGUUGCCCCGUAAUAAAGUUAGGAAAUCAAUAACCGGGGUCUCGGUAGUUUGUGUUCGCCGCACGUCGUGUUUGUCGAUGCUUUGUGUGGUAAUAAUGUAACAAGGUCGUUGUUCAGUAUGGUCUCUCCCUGUGUGUCUUUGUGAGCAUCUUCAGAAAGAGCUCCUAUUAUUAUGAAAAAAAAGAUUCUCUCA